UUUAAAUUUAAUACUUUCUGGUUAUCUACUACUUCAUAUCUUAAAAUUCACUUAACAGUUAUCAUAGCUUAAACUUUAAAAUUUAAAUAUGUUCCUUUUUGUUAAGUCGGUAACUUUUGUGUUACUUUAAUUUAUAAUAUACACAAACAUUAUGUUUAUUAAUGGCAUUUAUUUUAUUUGUCUAUACCUAUUGUCGAUCUCGCAUAAGCUGGAAAGCUCGGAGAUAGUCAUAACAAUUUUGAGUCAACUAAAUGACUAUAAUGUAGAACAAGCACUCAGAUUAAAAAAUAAUAUAUUGAAACAAACAAAAUCAAUUAAAGAGCCACGGCUAAGUGGAGUAUAUAUGCUUCAUGAACAAUUUCCAGAACCUGGAAGUUGGACUAUUAUUCCAAUUAUAAAACUAUUGUAUAAAAAUAAUAAAAAUGCAAAGUGGUUUCUGUUUUGUGAAGAAAACGCUUAUGUGAAUUAUGACAAUUUACAAUUAUUUUUGAAAGAAAAGAACUCCAGUGAAUCUUUAUGGAUGGGAUAUGGUGUAAAAGAUAAACACCCUACAAUAAUUCAUCAUUAUGCAUUUGAAGAAAAUGAAAAUGAAAGAGUUACUUACCCUUUGUUUGCUGCAGGAUUUGUUAUAUCUGCUGAGCUUUUAAAAAAUAUUGCCAAUCUAAAAGUUGAAAAUCAGUUGGAUUCAGAUUUUUCAAUUGAUGCAUCUUAUGAAUUAGCAUUAGUAAUCAAUAAAAAAAUCAAACAUCUUCCUUUAAAAUUUUGUUUGAAACUUUCACCAGACUGUAUUGUUCAUCCUUUGUCUGAAAGAAGUGACUGUACACAAUAUGGAAAGGUGACAAAAGAUUCAAUAUAUUUUGCUGUGAAAACUUGCAGUAAAUUCCAUUCAGAUAGAAUACCAGUAUUACAAUCUACUUGGGGUCGAGAUGCUGUAUAUAUUGAAUAUUUUAGCGAUAAAUUUGACAAUGCAAUACCAACAACUGUAUUAGAUGUACCUAAUACUGAAAGAGGACACUGUCAAAAGACUAUUACAAUUUUCAAAUACUUAUCCAAAAAACUUUUGUCAAAUAAAGCUGUGAAAUGGAUUGCAUUGACAGACGAUGAUACUCUUUUGAGCGUUCCUCGGUUAGCAUCGAUAUUGAGCUGUUGGAAUGGUCAGCAAAUUGCACUUGGUCAAAGAUAUGGUUACAAUAUUCGAGGAGAUCAGUCUUUAGGAUACAAUUAUCUAACGGGUGGUGGAGGUAUUAUAUUUAAUGUGGGAUUGGUCCAUAAAUUGACCACUUGCAAAUGUUAUGCACUUGAUGCACCUGAUGAUAUGGUAUUAGGCAUGUGUUUGAAAGCUUUGAAUGCCACAGUGGUCCAUUCUCCAGUUUUCCAUCAAGCUAGACCACAAGAUUAUGCUGAUGAAUAUUUAGAAUCUUAUCCAAUGGUGUCUUUUCAUAAACAUUGGAUGAUUGAUCCUAUUGAAGUGUAUCGUCAUUGGCUUUAUCAAGACUCUUCUUUUGGACAUGAUGAGCUUUAAGUUUACCCGUCCAUUUGAAGCAGCCAGCACUGAAUUAAGUAUAAAAUCUGGAGGCACUAUAGCAUCAGCAAGUGUUACUGCUUCA
This is a messenger RNA of Melanaphis sacchari, 1607 nucleotides long. Its product is annotated as beta-1,3-glucosyltransferase. The transcript is spliced from 11 exons. The record is from RefSeq and is a predicted model, not a curated record. Lineage: Eukaryota; Metazoa; Arthropoda; Insecta; Hemiptera; Aphididae. Gene Ontology annotation, molecular function: N-acetylgalactosaminide beta-1,3-galactosyltransferase activity. The coding region runs from base 152 to 1522 and encodes 456 amino acids. Gene Ontology annotation, cellular component: membrane.